AUGUACAUAUCUGUAUUCAGCAAUGAGGUGAAGGCCUUGGACCUAGAGGUCUCCUGGACCAAGACCGAGAUCCAAGAUUUUAAGACCCCCGCCGCCGGGCCCUCAUGCUGCCACUGGAGUGAAGUUCAGUCUCCGCCCUCCCGCCCCGCAGGGCCCGCCGGGCAGCCCGGAGCGCCCGGACCGAAGGGGGACACGGGACCAAGUGGUCCGGCCCGCCGCCCCGCGCCAACGCCCGAGUCGCCGAAAGGUGGUUCGACGGCGGCGACUCCAGAAGAAGCCGCAGAUGAGCCCUUCAGCGAGAACGACCUCCCGCUCGGACUCGUGGACCGUCGUCAAGCACCGCGGCGGAAAGAAGCAGUUCUGCAGGUGCCGGAGAGGCGCCGUGGGCCCCCCGGGAGCCCAGGGCAAGACGGGACCCGAGGGCUCCGCGGGCUCCGAGGGCCUGCAGGCAAGAAGGGCGAGCCGGGCUCCUUCGACUUCCUCCUCCUCAUGAUCGCCGACGUCAAGCACGACAUCCAGAAGCUGCAGCAGAAGGUCUUCACGGAGGAGGAAAUGCCUGAGCCUUACGACCUGGCGGGCGCCAUCGCUGCCUCCGGCUCCGUGACCAACCAGCAGUACCACUCUCAGCUGCAAGAGCUUCUGACCGAGGAAGUCGACAACAGGAUCUUCGGCGCCGCCAGACGACUCGAUCCUGUGCUGAAGGUCGUUGAUACCACGGACGACCAAGAGAGCUCAGGCACUUCGACCACCGGUAAUCCCGACACGCUGACGACCCCGGAGGAAGAUGGACAAGAGGAGGAGUAUGAAGAGGAAGAAGGGGAGGCCGAGGAGGAGCAGCCUUACCAUUACAUGAAUUCCAACAUUACUGUCGACUCGCUCUAUGAGGACGACAUCCCUCUGUACGACUACCCGCUUGAGGUGGAGCCAACGUACCUUACGGAUUACGCUGCGUUGUCGAACGAACCUCAAGAGACGAACCACGACACACUCGAAGAAACCGUCUCCGGCGACCCACGGGCAGCGGCGACUAGAGAGCGACAGACACUCGUCGACGACACUCCCGAGCUUCAGCUGUACAGAUCCUUUUCCAGGGAGGCUUCGAACGCCUCAGUCGAACGAGUCUCCGGAGACGCUCGAACUGUUCGGGACGGACGAUCCGACGACUCGGCGAGGAGCCCGGCGACAGAGAAAGCGUGCAGCCCACGCCCUACGACGCCGAGACUCUGAGGGCG
This is a messenger RNA of Penaeus indicus, 1232 nucleotides long. RefSeq lists its product as uncharacterized. NCBI's taxonomy places the organism in Eukaryota, Metazoa, Arthropoda, Malacostraca, Decapoda, Penaeidae. The transcript has 4 exons. The record is from RefSeq and is a predicted model, not a curated record. Bases 1 to 1227 code for a protein of 408 amino acids.